This is a messenger RNA of Sphaeramia orbicularis (orbiculate cardinalfish), 5462 nucleotides long. Its product is annotated as hemicentin-1. Gene Ontology annotation, molecular function: integrin binding. The transcript is spliced from 23 exons. NCBI's taxonomy places the organism in Eukaryota, Metazoa, Chordata, Actinopteri, Kurtiformes, Apogonidae. The record is from RefSeq and is a predicted model, not a curated record. Bases 129 to 4985 code for a protein of 1618 amino acids. Gene Ontology annotation, biological process: cell adhesion.
UCUUUCCUGUGAAUGUACAGUAUUUCAUCGCUUCACAAGGAUCAGGAGAGCGCAGCAUCCCAAACUGAACAGAGCUGGAAUAAACCACAAAGGGGCCAUUGUUUGAGUCAAAUGAGUAAACAAGUCAAAUGAGUGAAAGUACUUCAUUUGUUCGACUCUUCGUGGGGUUUCUCCUCAGUGCGACAGGUUUCUGCUGUCCCAUUGAGUUGAUCCCCUCCAGUGUUGUGGUGAAAUAUGAAGACCCGGUGUCAAUCAACUGCAGCACAUUGGACCCCCAGCACAAAGGAAUGGGCUGGGAGGCACCGCAUGGAGGGACGACAGUACUGCAGGUUCCUGCUUUGACCUGGGCUUUAGCGAAUGUAACAGACUGGAAUCCUACUCCUGAAUGCUUCAUUAAUCCAUCACCAGAGUUUGGUAAACAGUGCAGCAAAGUCCCAGAUAUUAUUGUUUACACAUUUCCAGAGACAAUUGAUAUCAGCUCUAGUGGUAGCUCUGAUGGUGUGGUGAGAGAGGGAGAGACAUACAGCCUAACAUGUGAAAUAAAGCGUGUGGCACCCCUUCAGAGGCUUACUAUGAGAUGGUACAAAGACGACACACUAUUCCAUACGGACACUUUUGACAGUUCCAGUCGGAAACCAGUGGAUCAGUCGUCUGUCAUCAACUUUACAUCAACUAGACAAGAUAGUGGAGUCACGUUCAGAUGUGAAGCCCAUUUGGAUCUGAGUCCAGAUGGACCACAACUUUAUUUGACAUCACAGGAGUACAACGUUACAGUUUACUAUGGACCAGAAAUGCUAUGUUCUACUGUUGAGUUGCUAGAAGGGGAAACUAUAGAGAGUUACUGCCCCGUGAAAGGAAAUCCAGCCCCGAUUGUCACAUGGAAAAAAGAUGGACAGUCCACAGAACCUACCAUCCCUCUCAGCCGGGAAAAUGCAGGCUGGUACACUGUUGAGGCUGAAGGGAUUUCCUUUAUCAGAAAGAAUCUUCAAGUCUUAGUGCUAUAUGGACCAGAGCUGACAUGUCCACUCAAUUAUACAACAACGGAGUAUGCUCCUUUCAACCUUACCUGCAAAGUUGAAGGAUAUCCCAAACCUGAAAUUACCUUGUACAAAGACAACGAUGAGGUGGAACUUCCAGAGAACCUCACAAGAAGCGAUUCAGGACAAUAUGUCAUCGCUGCUUCAAAUCAGAACGACAUUGUCAACGUGACUGUAGAGAUAGUUGUCACAUACCCUCCAUCACAGAUACUGGAGCUGGAAGAUACCGAGGUUGCACGUGGUUCUACUGUUGCACUGAAGUGCUCCUCUAUGGGAAACCCACGACCAGAAUAUUCCUGGAAUUAUUACCGGACUGACAAUGUGGUGGAGGAAAAUGAAGAUGGAGUGUCUCGUCUGCUGAUCCUCAAUGCUACAGCGUCCAACAUGGGCACCUACACAUGUCAAGCAUCCAAUAUGGAAGGAAAUGUCUCUAAAACAGUCAGAGUCAGUGUAAAAGGUGCCAAGAUAGAAUGUCCUUUGGAAAUAAAUCCAGACCGGAUGCUGUUACAAUACCAAGGCAUGGAAAAGAACGUAACAUGCAAAACGCUAACCUCGUCUGAAAAUGUUCGUGAUCAAUACUGGCAGAUAUCAGGCAUCAGUAUCAGCAGGAAAGCAUGGACUCCUGACACCCAAAAUGACUGGGACCCAAGUCCUGCCUGUUUUGCAACAUUUGUUGGGAGAGAACCAUGCAACAAGUCUCUAAACUUCACUCUUUACAAGGAACCAGACAGUGUAUCCAUCAGGGUUUUGAAUAAUGAGAGCUCACCUGUGGAGGGCAGUGAUUGUUUUCUGAGAUGUGAUGUUGUCAACUUUGCGCCAGCACAAAGCCUCAGAGUACAAUGGUACCAAGGAAAUAAAACCAUGGAAGGACUGACAAAUACAUCGUCAAAGAUUCACUGUCCUUCAAGCAGUGCCAACUGUGACAUCAAUACGAUCAAGACCCCUGUCAAUAUGUCAUUUACCACCACUAUAACUCUGGAUAAAAAGCAUAAUGGAGCAGAGUUCAGAUGCAAAGCUGUGAUGGACCUGGAACUAGAGGACCCUCCAAACAUGACAUCCAGUCCUAUCAACGUCACUGUCCAUUAUAAGCCCGCCAUUAAUACAACAAAGCUCCCAAAGACAAUCCCAGUAUUCAGAGGUUAUCCUGAAGAGCUUGUCUGUGAAGCUGAAGGGAACCCACCUCCAAAGAUCCAGUGGCUCUCCAACUCAGACAAAGUACUUCAAGUGUCUGGAGGUGUGCUCACUGUUAAUGAAGCCGGCGUGUACAACUGUAAUGCUUCGAAUGACGUUGACUCCACCUCCCACGAGGUUGUGGUGAUUUUGAAAGAGGACUACCUGCCCCUCAUAGCUGGGUUUGUAGCCGUCACUGUCGUGGUCAUCUCCAUCGUCUUUCUCUUCAUCUACUCAAUAUACUACAAGAACACCAAGAUGCGUCACUACAAUCUUAAAAACCCCAAACUCAGCAUCCACAAUGGUAACGUAGCUCACAAUGGCUGGGACUCACAGUUUCCAAUGACCAAACUGUCUUAUCGGAAAUUAAAUGCAGCACGGCUAGUUUUACUUUCGGGACUUUCUAUGAAAGUAAAAGGCGAGACACAGCACGUACAAAUAGUACGGAAACACACAUUUGGAAAUAGGCUUCCUCGUUUGCAUAACUUCAUUCAGAAGUUUUCAUUUAUUUAUACGUGUACGUGUUUUGUGAAUUUCACGGAAAACAUGAUGUGGGUUAUUGUAUUCGGCGGAUUCAUGGCGUUAACAGGAACGCCUGUGGGUGCCCAGUGUCCGGUGAUGAUACAACCCAAUGUGCCCGUGGUGAAAUUUGAAGACCCCCUACUUGUCAACUGCACCUCAUCAACAGACCAGACAAAAAUUAUGGGCUGGGAGGCACCAUAUGGUGGCACACGAAAGGAAGAUGUUACUUCUGUACUGUUAAAUAUAACGUCUGCGUAUACAUGGGACUUAGGCCCUUUGUGCUACAUUACUUUUCUUGAUGGUACUCAGUGUGAAGAGGAGGUGCCAAUCACAGUUUACCAAAUGCCUCAGAGUGUGUCUCUGUCUCAGUCAAAUCAAGACAACCCCAUGGUGGAAGGCAAAAAGUAUCAGAUGCGGUGUGACAUUGUUAACGUCGCACCAUCAAGGAAUCUCUCUGUAUACUGGCACAAAGGAGAUAAAAUAAUACAUAUUGACACAUUUAGUAAUGUGUCCAGUUUACAACCUCUAAAUCAGUCAUCUGCGUUUGAACUGACAGCUGGAAGAGAAGAUAAUGGAAGUAGAAUCUGGUGUGAGGCAGCUCUGAACUUUGGGCCUUCAGGACCAGAUCUUCCCCCGAUGGAAUCAAAGUCACAUGACAUGAUUGUACAGUAUCCACCAACUUUCAUGAACCCUGAAGUGGAGGCAGUGGAGGUUCCAGCUGAUCUUAAAAUAAGCUUAAAUUGCACUGCAACAGGAAAUCCCUUGCCUGUGUACCGCUGGAGUUUGCCGCCAGCCAUGCAAAAAAUGAUGGCGAACCAACCUGUUCUGACUCUUUCGGUGCCAUUUGUAGGAACAUACAACUGCACAGCCUCAAAUUCCCAAGGCACCAGAACCAAAUCGUUCAUUGUCACCGAUGCUCCAAGGGAUCAAACAAUUCUUGCAGUUGUGAUUGGAGUACCGGCAGUCCUGGGAUUCGCUGCCCUCAUCACCGGCCUUUAUUAUGUGAAAUCUGAUGGCACAUUUUGCAGCAAACCCAGCUAUCAGCCUGCAUCAUCAGGAGCAACUAGGGGUUGCCAGAUCCAGCGUGAUCAUCUACUAGAAGGAGCUACCAUGGCAAGCAACGAGUCCUACACUGUAAUAAAUACUGGCUGGUCUCUUCACCCGGGCUUGGGCCACAGUCUCUUCACCAGGAGACCCUGGCCCUGGCCUGGUAAGAUUGUGGCCCGGGUGGGGGGGCCCUUUUGUUCCAACAUAGUUCCCUGCAGAGUUGCCAAGUUUGUUCAAGUUGGAAUUUUCUCUCCCUCGCUUCUUAAUCGAAAGCUCCCUGCAAAAAAAAAUAACAUGGAGAACAACUUUCUGAAACGGAUUGUGAUGUUUUGCAUGUUUUACACAGUGUCAGGUGAAGGCUGCUCCCUGGUUCUCAAGCCCUCCAGGGUAGUGGUGGGCUUCGGGGAACCAGUGACUGUGAGCUGUGAAGCCACUCGUCCAGUUCGCGUCCUGGGCUGGGAAUCGGCCAUCGGAGCUGCACACACUCAGCAGGACCUGUCCGUCCAGUGGAAGGUGGACAGCCUCAUUGACUGGAUUGAGGAGCCGAUCUGUUAUGGGGUGUUUUUCACAGCUCCAAGACAGUGUGAGGAGAAACUCAACCUUGUCCUCUUCAAAACCCCAGAUAGCGUCUCCAUCCGGCACGUGAACCACACUGGCCCCAUGGUGGAAGGAAAGGAGUACCAGCUGCUCUGUGAGGUUCAGAACAUCGCUCCUGUUCAGUACCUGUCCCUGAAGUGGUACCGAGGACAGACUGAGGUUUAUAACCACUCCUUCUCUGACCUCACAUCUUCCUCACCUGUCCAAGUCUCUUCUAUCCUUGUGAUCGUGCCAACCAAAGCUGAAAACGGAGCACAGUACAGGUGUGUAGCGGAGCUGGAGCUCGGACCAGAGGGACCACAACCACCUCCUACUGUGACCUCAGAGCCUCUUAAUGCCUCUGUAUACUUUCCCCCUUCAUUCAUCAGCCCUGAACCAGAAGUUGUGGACCUAAUAGAGGGCGCUGAAAUCAUCUUAAACUGCACCGCCACAGGAAACCCCACACCUGUGUACAGCUGGCAGUCCUCCCAUCCCAUGCAGGAUAGAUUUGAAGAUGAAGCUGUUGUCACCUCCUCUUCACUGCUUCCAGGGACUUACACCUGUACUGCCUCCAACACACUGGAGAAGAAAAGCAAACAGUUUAUUGUCAAGCCCAAGACCAAAGGCGUUUGAACCAAGCGAUGUUGAGAGGGAAUCAGAUGACCACAUGUGACAUACUGUACCAGGAUGAUUCAACUUAGGGGAUUUUACUUUUGCUGCUGAAUUGUCACAUUCAUCAGAUAUUUUCAUCAUAUACUGUAUUUAUGAGGAUCUUGUUGUCAGACUGAGUUUCAGAGAUUUGUUGAUAACUGUCAUUUAAUUUGUCAGUAUAUUAUUACAUUAACAAGUGUUGGUUUAGUAUGUAGUGUAUGUUUUUUGAGGAUAUUGCCUAAUUUAUGUUGUCUUUUGCUUUAGACUUAUUUUCCGUACAUAUUAAUUAAAUGUAGUUUUAAAAUAAAAUGCACACCAUAAAUAUAUGAUACAUUGUAAUAAAUGCAUUAAUGUAUGCUGGAAACUAAUACUGCAACUUUAAUACAAAUUUUAAAGAUCAGUACUGUAAAUAUGAACUUUUUCUUAAUUUGCUUAUCUUUAUGAAUAAAAGCUAAAUUA